AUGGCCUUCCAGGCCCCAACGCAUGUCCCUCACCGCAGAACUUCCUAUCCAACUCCACAGCUACCUACUCUCGAUAUCCCCUCCACCUCGCCGGAACAACGCGAUGACGACACCGCACAAUGGGUCCUGUUCUCUCCGACCGCUCGCACACACACAACCUCAACCGAUCAUACGCGCACUGUAGGUGCCUCUCGACUGAGCGACUUCGGCUCAUUCGCUGCAACCCAAUCUGGCGUUGAGGGCGAAGCCGAUGACGAGAAUGCUCUUGACGACCAACUGGACGAAGAUGGGACCGAACUGGACAGCCUUGACGAUGGACUACAUGCCUUUCGAGCACCAGACCUAGCUCCGCCUUCUUCAGUACGGGUCGAUCAGGGGCCUCCAGCGAUGCUUCCGGCCCAUGAUGGAUUAGGCAGUUUUCAGGUCUCGAGCCAGGAAGUCCAGGAUCAGCUAUGGCAGCAUGAGAAAUACAAUCCCCAGCGGCUCUCAUAUGGCAGUCUCCAACAUCGCCGCUACUCAAGUGUGCAGAGACAUCUGGAUACCGUCGAGGAGGGCGAGGCAAAUGUCGAGCGAGAGCGGUGGCAGCGAAUCGAAGAAUGGCGCAUGGACCAGAGCCGGGCUCUGUUACAGGAAAUCGAGCGGGAAACCCGACAGAGACGGACUAGUCUGACCAGCCGAUCGGGUCUUCAUCGCUCGAUUGAUCACAGCCGCCAAUCCCGUGUAUCUGAGGCGCUAUCACGGGAUCUAUCCAUGUCGAAAGAUGCCACGGAGGACGAAGAGUCUUUCUGGCGCCGCAUUACACGAACGGUAAUCCGUGACCUGAUCGGGAUUGAUGAUUCCUUGCUCUCCGUGAUCCUCGGUGAGUCGUUGCCGCUGGACGCGCAACCCCACACCCAGGAAGAUCCACUGGACAUGGAAACUGUACUGGCUCGUGAACCAGAGCCAGAGUAUAGUGAUUCACCGCUGUGGCAGUCAAAGGUGCUUAAAACGAUCGCCCAUGAGCUGGGAAUCCUAGUCCAUCAGCUUUGUGAUCACCCCGGGGCAUUUACGACAUAUUAUCAAAUGACUAAAGAUAUAUCCUCCGAAUAUGCGGGAAUGUCUCUCAACCGCCUGGCGGAAAGCAGCAUCUCUCAGAAACCCGCCGAGUCCACUGCACCCACCACCGCUGAUACAACUGGCGAGUCCAUGUUAUCCCCGCACUUCAUGCCCACUCUUCGAGACUCAAAUCGAGAGCACGAAGCACAAUGGGGCAUUGAAGACGACGAUCCCAAGCGAUCCGACCAACUCCCCGAAUCAACAAAACUCCAACAUGAAUCCGAGUACUGGGAAAGUGGCCUUGAUGUAAUGAUUGUCUUCCGCUACCUCCGCACCCGCUUCAGUCGCCGAGGUUACAUGCCUAACGAAACAUACACCCCACCCCCACCCCGCCGAACCCAAGAUGCAUCCCGCCGAGCAGCCAUCAUCCGGCAACAUCACCCACUUGUAGCGCGAGCCCACUCCCGAUCACAAACCCAGACCCGCCGUGCCGCACAAUUCUCCGGUGUGUCAAACCCAGCGGGUGUCUCCUCGCCACUCCUACGACCGCAUCCCCGGCGACCUGGCUCUAGUUGCGCGAGCCAGAGCGCCAAGCUCUCGGCUAUUUCCAGCCGGCGGACGAUGACAAGUUCUAGCCGGAAUUACUGGGAUAUCGGCGGCAGUGAAAGCAACAGCGCCAUUGGUAUUGGAGCUGGGCUGGGCAAUUGGGGUGAGGUGUGA
Molecule: messenger RNA, 1755 nt
Organism: Penicillium vulpinum
Lineage: Eukaryota; Fungi; Ascomycota; Eurotiomycetes; Eurotiales; Aspergillaceae
Exons: 1
Coding region: 1-1755 (584 amino acids)
Source: RefSeq, a predicted model, not a curated record